Molecule: messenger RNA, 3041 nt
Organism: Dioscorea cayenensis subsp. rotundata (Guinea yam)
Lineage: Eukaryota; Viridiplantae; Streptophyta; Magnoliopsida; Dioscoreales; Dioscoreaceae
Product: UDP-N-acetylmuramoyl-L-alanyl-D-glutamate--2,6-diaminopimelate ligase MurE homolog, chloroplastic
Exons: 7
Coding region: 1-2481 (826 amino acids)
Biological process (GO): cell division; biosynthetic process; regulation of cell shape
Cellular component (GO): cytoplasm
Molecular function (GO): acid-amino acid ligase activity; ATP binding
Source: RefSeq, a predicted model, not a curated record
AUGGUAACACGAUUAGUCUCGCAUCGGUAUGAGAUGGACUCCUUGUGUGCAUAUAAGUGUACUCUCGUUCCUCUCUCGUCCUUUAAACUUGAAAAAUCCCAUUUUCUCUUUUCAAAACAAAAAUGCCAAUCAUCUCCUCCGUUUCCGUUUUCCGUUUUCCAUUUUCCGUUUCCCGCCCUCUUCUUCUACCCUUCUCCUCCUCAUCCUCCUCCCUCUCUCCCCUCCUCCUCCUCCCCUCCUUCUCCAAACCCCUCCACCUCCACGCCCACCACCGCCGCCACCUCCUCGCCGCCGCCACCACCGAGUCCCUCUAGCCUCUCAUCCGACGACGAAGACCCUCCUGAAGCUCCGGAAGACUCCUCCCAUGGCUUCUCUCGCUUGCAGCAGUUCGACCGCCAAGUCGCCCGAGCUCGCAAGCUCCAAGAAGAGCAAUUCAAGAAGGAUCGACCCAUUUUCAUCUCCGCCCUCUCCCAAGAGCUCGACCCCCCUCGAGACCCCUCCCAAGCCCCCUCCUUGGACUCCUCUGGUGACGACCUCUUCGGCGAUAUUGACCGUGCCAUCGCCCUCAAGCGUCAGGAGUUCGUCAACCAGGGUCUCUUGCCUCCUAACCCUCCUAAGGACCCUAACGCUGAUGCUUCUCCUUUGGAGGGAAUCGACGAGCUCUCUGCUGAAGAGGCUGUUGAUCUUGAAGAGAUUCGUGAGCUCCAGGGCCUCACUGUCAUCUCUGAGGAUGAGCCUAUUGAAGAGAACCCUAUCAAGCUCCCGGAUGAGCUUUCCGAAGAGGGUUCCAACGGGAUGCCACUCUCGCCGUCCUUUGACCUCGAUUUUGAUAGUUUGGGGAAGAGCCGUGACCGGAUUGUGGAGCCAAAGUUCAAGAUGAGCCUUGCGGAGUUGCUGGACGAGAGCCGCGUGGUGCCUCUUGCUGUUUAUGGUGAUUUGGACGUGGUGAUCUCUGGCAUUCAGCAUGAUUCCAGGGAGGUGAAUGCUGGAGAUCUCUUCAUUUGCCGUGUUGGGUCGAAGACUGAUGGGCAUGCGUUUCUUAGUGAAGCUGAUAAACGAGGUGCUGUUGCUGUGGUUGCUGAUAAAGAGAUCAAUUUGGAUGAGACUUUGGGUUGCAAGGCACUUGUCAUUGUGGAGGACACCAAUGCUGUGGUUCCAGUUCUUGCUGCGUCCUUCUAUGGACACCCGUCAAAGAGCUUGUCAGUGAUUGGGGUUACUGGGACUAAUGGGAAGACUACAACGACACACUUGGUGAAGGCAAUGUAUGAAGCUAUGGGAGUGAGAACAGGGAUGGUAGGCACAUUGGGGUAUUAUAUUCAUGGAGAUAACAAGUUGGAAGCUCCCAACACGACCCCAGAUGCAUUGGUGAUGCAGAAGCUGAUGGCGAAGAUGGUUCAUAAUGGUACAGAGGCUGUUGUUAUGGAGGCUUCUUCGCAUGGUCUGGCAUUGGGGAGGUGUGAUGAGAUUGAUUUUGAUGUUGCGGUUUUCACUAACCUCACAAGGGAUCACCUUGAUUUCCAUGGGACUGAGGAGGAGUAUAUGAAGAGCAAGGGGAAGCUGUUUGCAAGGAUGGUGGACCCUGAGCGGCAUCGGAAGAUUGUGAACAUCGAUGACCCGAACGCGCCUUAUUUCAUUGGGCAGGGGAACCCGGAUGUUCCUCUUGUGACAUUUGCUAUGGAGAACAAGAAUGCGGAUGUGUACCCUCUGAAGUAUGAGCUCUCGUUGUUUGAGACUCAGGUUUUAGUGAACACUCCCAAGGGCAUACUGGAGAUCUCCUCUGGUUUACUUGGAAGGUACAAUAUUUACAAUAUUCUUGCUGCUAUAGCUGUUGGUAUUGCAGUGGGUGUGCCAUUGGAGGACAUUGUCAGAGGGAUUGAAGAGGUUGAUGGAGUUCCUGGUAGAUGUGAGCUCAUAGAUGAGGAGCAAGCCUUUGCAGUCAUUGUGGACUAUGCUCACACUCCGGAUGCUUUGUCUAGACUUCUUGAUGCUUGCAGAGAACUUGGACCAAAGAGGAUUAUAACUGUAUUUGGUUGUGGGGGUGAAAGAGAUAGAGGAAAGAGGCCAUUGAUGACAAAGAUUGCAACUGAUAAAAGUGAUGUGGUUAUUUUGACAUCUGAUAAUCCGAGGAACGAAGAUCCAUUGGAUAUAUUGGAUGAUAUGCUGGCUGGUGUUGGAUGGUCUAUGCAAGACUACUUAAAAUAUGGUGAAAAUGAUUACUAUCCGCCUCUUCCAAAUGGUCACAGGCUAUUUUUACAUGAUAUCAGAAGAGUAGCUGUUCGAGCUGCAGUUGCUAUGGGUGAGGAAGGUGAUAUCGUGGUUGUUGCUGGGAAAGGACAUGAAACAUAUCAGAUUGAAGGUGAUAAGAAAGAAUUCUUUGAUGAUAGAGAAGAGUCCAGAGAAGCAUUGCAUUAUGUUGAUGAGCUACAUCGAGCUGGGAUAGACACUAGUGAAUUUCCUUGGCGGUUACCUGAGAGUCACUGAUGCUAUCUUCUAAGAGGAUGUAGCCAGAUGUAUGCUAAGCAUAUCAGAAAUUAUGGCUUUAUCCUCCCGCUUCUUCAAAGUUUGUGAUACUGGAAUGUGCGACUCCAUAUCAUCCCUUAUUCAAGUAAAUUAUCCAUGGCAGUGUCAAGUUUUUGGUAGACAUUACUAUCACAGAGCUCUAUGGAGGAACUGGAACAGGCAAUUGUCAUGCAAUAUCAAUCGUUAGCAGGCUACUACGUCGAGCGAUCGGAAGUCUUCGUCUUUGCCUAUUUGUACAUAUGAGUUAAUAAGAUUAUUCGACCGCGGAAUGAACAACCCAUGCUCUUACUUGACAAUGUCUUGCCCUCUCAUUGUACAAUUUGUUGUUCUCUUUUCUGUGUGUAUCAAUAAUACAUUGUGACCUGCCAACCAUAAGUUUGUUUUUGUAAUGUAUUUGAUUCUUCUUAUCAAGAUUUUGCAGCUUUCAAGCAACUUCUUAUGAGCAGUGAAGUCAUUGGCCAUCAUUUUCUUUAGAAUGAAUCCUCAGAAGCAGGAUGACUUUGUGACUUUUUUCUUUAAUU